AAUGUCUCAAGUAAGAGAAACCAUUGAACUCCUAACAAAACUGUUGAGAAGAAACGGUACUUCGAAGAUUAAGGCGGAAGUUUUCCGACUGGCAAAAUUUAAUAACGAUGAAGCUACUGUCCCAUUUUGGAAACUUCUAUUUGAGUUACUCUACUUUCUGAAGUAUGGGGUGAUCGACGAUGUAACCGUCAAGGCAUAUGCAGAGCUUACUCAAGAAGAACUAGCUGUGUAUGUGAAGAAGAGUAUGCAGAGCCGAGGGUUCUACUCCAAAGAGUUUUCAUUACUGCCCAAUGAUAUGAGCUCAGGUAGCAGGGAGCUACUACUGGCUUUUGCUUGGCUCAUGUGUAAAGAGAACGUGAUUGUUAAAUUCAUGGAACAAUGUUCCUCCCCUGUAGAUGAAAACACACUAUCUGUGUAUGAGUUUGAUUUGGAAGAAAACAUACACUCCUCUAACUACCUAGCCUCCAGUAAGUUCCUGAAUCCAGUACAGAGGGUCCAAUACCUGCAGCUCCUAAACGGCAAGAUGAGAUCCAGUCUGAAGCGUCUGUAUAGCCUUCAGAGGGAGAAGGUCAAGCUUGACCAUAAGGUUCAUGAAUGUACCCAAGGGGUAUCAUUGUCACCUGGUGUGUCACACCUCACAGCUCUGGAGGUCCACAUGCUUAAACACCCAGAACUGUUGAAGAAGGUGUUUCAUUUGCUUGAAAAAGACAAUGAGCGACUACAAAUACUAUUGGUAUGGACUGAACAAGAGGAAAGGUUCUGGAAAUGGAUGGAAAGUGUUCUAGACCUUAAGAUGCAGGAUAUGUCUGUUUCUGGGAGUCAAAGUGCAUCUAAAAUGAUGUAUUACAACAUUCCACCUGACUGUGUGGGCAGCAUGGAGUCAGCCAGAAUACAGCUAGAAGAGGCCAUUGUUAAAUAUGAAUCUAUCAUUGAGCAGCUGGAGGAUGUCUGGGAGUCAAAGAGAAACACAGUAACAGAACAAGAACUAGACCACUUACUGACUUCAAUCAACAUGGAGAUUUCAUUACAGCGAGCAAAUCUUGCCCUAGAUAACACUGAGCAAAUGCUGAGGACAUAUAAGGAUCCAGGACUGUUCUACUUAAGAAAUACUACAAGUAGUAGCAAAAAAGUAUCCAAUCUGCAAGUGUCAGGACAUCCUAAUGACCGAUCUGGACAUGGUGAUGGACCAGAUUCACCGACAGACAUACGUUCAGAAAUAGCUGUUCUUGAGGUACAACUUAAAAGACUUGAGUUGGAGACUAAGCGUAAACAAUCCCAUUACUGCUGUGAUUUGGAUGCUAUAGCCAAUAGCAUACCUGACUCUGUCUGUAUUCAGCCAAAAGGAUAUCGGUAAUACAAACUGUGUGUUAGUGAUAGAUACAGUGAAACCCACUGUAGUUGCUGGAUCUGCAAGACAUUCAUUCUACAAAGAAGAGACACAUGUUAAUAGCAGUCAAACAGUCUUAUGAAUUGUAGGUGACAUCCAUACUAUAUUGUCCUCUUACAAUUUGUUGCAUUGUUUGAUGUCUGAUAAUUCUCAUAUACAAUAUGCUAACGUUUUAAGUAACUCGCCAUACUACAGGACAUUGCUUUAUACCAAGCAUUUUUUCUGUUAGUAUAUGAAUUUGUGAAUUUUGCAGUAUAUAUAACAGGUCAAAUACCAGGUACCAAUUACCUACAGUGUUUGGUUGUUUGCUUACUCUUAGAUAGGGACCUAUUUUAUAUAGCUUAUCGUUAUAAUUACUCAAUUUUGUAUACAGUCAUGUAUUACUUUGGGAACUAAAGUUAAUGUAGCGUUAUGUCCCUUCAUUCAAUAAAUCAUAUCAUUGUCAGUAUAUAUCUUAAAGCUUAGUGACCAUGACCAAAUUUUGAAUGCAUGUUUCUUAAGUUGGCAAAUAAAAUUCAUUCUUAAAUUGUGCCCAAUCAUCUAAAUUUUAUACUCUUGUAGGUCUUUUGAUAUUCCAUAAUCAUUUAAUAGGUGUUACAAUGAGUUAGUGGUGUACUCUGCCUUGUAAUUGAUGUUGUUAAUGGAGAUACCUUGUCACAAUUUCUGUGAGAUGUGCUUGGGUGGGUAGAAAUGCUUCCAUUUUCUUUUAUUUUAUGCUCUCUUAUCUUGGUGACAGAUAUGGAGGAUAGAGCAUGUGUUAACAACUCUAAUCGGUGGAGAAUAUUUAAGAUACAAGAAUAUCUUUCAGAACAUAUAGUUCAACUGUAUCCAAAGUUCUCCUGUAUUGGUGUUACAGAUAUUUAUCUGCAGACAGUUGUCAGUUAGUGAGAAUCCUGAAAUGAAAGGGCACAUUUUCAAACCACCACAUUCCGUGUUUUAGAAUUGUAAGCAGUCAGAUGUUAGCAGACGGUGUUUGUCCUCUGUAGAUUACCGGUAACAGUUAAAUUGAACUAACAUCGCCCAUUAGAUGACAUGGAACAUGAUGAACAGGAUCAUUUUGGUAGGAUAUUGGUAUUAUACAGGCAGGUGUAAUUUGUUCAUUCAUAGGUCCUCUGUAGAUGACUUGAGGAAUGGCGUGAUUUGAUUAAAUUCAGGAACUGAAAGAUAUAUAAGUAUAACUUAAUAUAAUGUAAUAUAACGGUAGAUUCACCUAAGAUUAUAUAACUGCAAAAUUC
Ylistrum balloti is the source of this 2622-nucleotide messenger RNA. RefSeq names its product tubulin epsilon and delta complex protein 1-like. NCBI's taxonomy places the organism in Eukaryota, Metazoa, Mollusca, Bivalvia, Pectinida, Pectinidae. The record is from RefSeq and is a predicted model, not a curated record. Bases 2 to 1354 code for a protein of 450 amino acids. The transcript is spliced from 8 exons.